Messenger RNA from Funneliformis mosseae, 1131 nucleotides. The record is from the annotation of a GenBank genome assembly. Lineage: Eukaryota; Fungi; Glomeromycota; Glomeromycetes; Glomerales; Glomeraceae.
AUGGAGGAAACGAUUCAACGAACAUUUAAGAGAAAUCGAAAAAGAUCGGAGAAAUGUACUAUUGCAACAGCUCUUCUUAUUCAGCUAGGUGACGCCCUCGGUACAAUAUACAGUGCUUGUACUUAUGCACUGCACCACUGGAAGCAGGAUUCAAAAGCCACUGAAUUCUGGAACCGAUUUGAAAAGAAACGAACUCUAAAAGAACAACAGUAUGAUACAAAUGUCGAAAUACAAAAACGUCAAAAUGAUGACUAUAUUGAGAAAGAAAAUUCAAAAUCUUGUAAAGUUGAGGAUAGCGGUGUGAAGAAGCAGGAAAAAGAAAAAGGAAAUAAUUUGAAUGAUAAUGAUCACAGUCAGGUUAAAAAUCUCCUAAACGAGUUGCGUAGUUCAGAAAAAAUGAAAAAUUUAGUGGAAUGUUUUCAAAAAUAUUGUAACGAAUCUGUCAAUGAAUUAACUAAGAACGAAAUUAUGGAUCUUACUCCGUCUUCGGAGUUCGUACUAAGAUAUACGGAUGAAGAUGACUACAUGCAAGUUCUAAGAGAGACCUUUGAGUCCGUUGAUGAGUUAUUUCCAGAAAGCGCAAUUAAGUUCCUUAAUGAGUUUUUUUCAGAGACUUGCAUUCACGAACAAUGGGAUGAUAAGUUAGAAAGCUUAUUAGAACCGGAAGAAGAUCAAUUUUUAAAAAAAUUGAAAAGACUAUUAUUCGAAACGUUACCCAUCUUCUUUGAUGCAUUUUCAAUGCUCUAUGAUAAUCCACUCAAAAAUCACAAUAUGUUGGAAGAAGAGUACAUGAACACAUACAUCCAUCCCGUUCUAAAGAAGGCUUUGCACAGGUUUUCGAAUAUUCGUUAUAUACAAGGUAACAAGGCUGUUCAAGCGUCUGCGUAUAGGAAACUAGUAAUGAGGCAAGAGGGAUAUGCAGAUCGUUCAGACGGCCUCGCUUACAUUAUUACCGAAAAACAAUAUGAAAUAUGUGUUAUAGAAGGAUCUAGACCAUAUGUCGUUGAUGAUACGAAAGAAAUGUCUGAUUUUGUUCAGAAUGCGAGGGCAGGAAAAGAUAUAAUAAAUUACACUGUUGUGUCUGAAGUUAAACUGAAGCGAGCUCCGCCUUUACAAUUUAAGGCCUAUAUG